AUGAUUCAAAUAAAGGCGUUUGAAAAGGAGAUCGAAAAUCUAAACAAAGGUAUCGCAUUACCGAAAAAAAGCAAAUUGAAAGCACUGUAUCCAUUCAUCGACAGAAAUGGUCUGAUACGAGUCGGCGGCAGACUGGAGAAUUCAAAAUUCAAUUACAACAAAAAGCAUCCAAUCAUAAUUCCAUACGGAACUCAAUUAACAGAGAUGAUAAUACGUGAAGCGCAUAUGAAAACAAUGCACGGUGGCAACCAAUUAACACUACAUCAGAUUCGGCAUGAGUAUUGGAUAUUACAAGCAAAACGAGCAGUUAAAACAUUCAUCAAUAAUUGCGUAACAUGUCACCGCUUUAGAACACACAAUUCACACCAACUCAUGGGCAAUUUACCAUCAGCAAGAACUGAAAUGGUAGAAAAACCAUUUACACAUACGGGCACAGAUCUAUGCGGUCCCAUAUCAUUAAAAAUGUCAGCAUUAAGGGGCACAAAAACUCAAAAGGGUUAUAUUGUGAUUUUCAUUUGCAUGUCUACUCGGGCCAUUCAUAUCGAAAUCGUAACAGAAUUAACGGCACAAGCUUUUAUAGCAGCAUUCAAAAGGCUAAUCGGUAGACGUGGUCACGUUGCGCAUUUAUAUUGUGACAAUGGCACCAAUUUCGUUGGAGCCAAUACAAUUCUCCAGUUGGAAAGUGAAGAAGCGAUAGAGGAAUUUAACAUCGAAAUUCAACAAAAUCUAACCAUAUUAAAUACCAAAUUUCAUUUCAAUCCGAGCAUCAGCCCAUGGAUGGGAGGACUAUGGGAAAGGGGAGUCGGUUCAAUCAAGCACCACUUAAAAAGGACGGUUGGCGAGAGAAUUCUAACCUAUGAAGAAUUAUCAACAGUGCUCACGCAAAUAGAGGCAAUUCUCAACUCACGACCAAUAUCACCGAUGACUGAAAAUCCGGACGAUCUAGAGGUGCUUACACCGGGACAUUUCUUAAUCGGCAGUGCCAUGACCGCACAAAUGGAACCGAAUCUAUUGAAAAACAACGAAAAUCGAUUGACACGAUGGAAUAUUUGCACACGCAUGAAACAAUUAUUCUGGGAAAAAUGGUACAGUGAGUAUAUCACCCAGCUACAAACUAGAUCGAAAUGGAAUGAACCACAAGAAAACCUAAAAAUUGGCGAUAUGGUUUUAUUAAAAGAAGAAAAUACACCAGCUUUGCGCUGGCCUUUGGGUCGAGUAAAGGAGGUGUUUCCUGGAAAAGAUGGCUUGGUACGAGUGGUGGCGGUGAGCGCAAAAAAUAAAACAUAUAAGCGACCGAUCGUAAAAUUAGCCAAGUUGCCAGGGUUAGAG
Molecule: messenger RNA, 1329 nt
Organism: Sitodiplosis mosellana (orange wheat blossom midge)
Lineage: Eukaryota; Metazoa; Arthropoda; Insecta; Diptera; Cecidomyiidae
Exons: 1
Biological process (GO): DNA integration
Molecular function (GO): nucleic acid binding
Source: RefSeq, a predicted model, not a curated record